AACCCCUCUGUUGUGAAUUGUCGCUAUGAGCUGCAGGAUGAAACCCGUUUUGCCAUAUGUGACCUUGGGAACCCUAUGAAACCUAUGACUAGUCUGUGGGGAGGCUUGAGGUUCACUGUGCCACAUCUUCGAGACACCAGUCAGAAAGUACAGUUUGACUGUCAGAUCCGCAGUAAAAAUGCAAAUAACUCUCAAAGUGAACUUGUGAAACUAACCAUCAAUGUAGAGGCGAAAACAUCUGUAUCGUUCUUCGGGGUUUCAAAACCGGAUAUUGUAAUCUUUCCACUUGCAAACUGGAAGCCAAACAAACUGGUCACUCAAGUGGAAGACGCAGGUCCAGAGGUUAAUCACGUGUAUGAGCUGGCAAAUCUAGGGCCAAGCUCCAUCAGUCAUGGCGUCUUAACACUCAGCUGCCCGAUAGUCCACAACAGAGAACAAGCGAUGUAUGUCAUGAACUAUUCUGUGCAUGGCUUGGUGAACUGUACCACAAGUCAGCCCAUCAACCCACUUAAAUUGCAGUAUUCAUCAAAUCCAACUGGUCAUCAUGUAGAACGGCGGGACACAUCCCGGGUUUCUGCUGGAGGAUCACAUCUUUUAAAAUGUACCCCUCACCAUUCAGACUGUUUACACCUUCGCUGUGAUGUCGGUCCACUGGAGAAGCAGCGACGAGCCAUACUUAAGGUUCACUUCAGAGUCUGGGCCAAGACCUUCAUACAGAAUGAGAACCAAGGCUUUGCGCUGCAGUGCGAUGCAGCGUAUCAAAUUCAUCGGCUGCCUUACAAAAUUCUACCUGAAUCGUAUCCUCAGGGAACACACCAGGUUAAUACAACCAUUCACUGGCUGAAACCAGAGAGUAGUUAUGGAGUUCCUCUGUGGAUCAUAAUAUUGGCCAUCUUAAUUGGUCUGCUGCUGCUUGCCUUACUUAUAUAUGUUUUGUAUAAGCUUGGGUUCUUCAAACGCUCCUUGCCCUAUGGAACCGCUAUGGAAAAAGCUGAACUUAAACCUCAGGCUGCCUCAGAGGCCUAGACUAAGCCUAUAGCCUCAUCCCUUGCACUGCCAAAAAAUCUUCGAAAGGGAAGGUGGAAGAACAAUCAUGGCUUUACUUUGAAGUUGACACUACAUUGGGAGGGAGGGAGACAAACACGGCCUAUUGCAUUCACAACUUCUAGUUGUUCUGAAAGGACCUGUUACUACAGGGACAAUAUGACCGAACCACUCAGGCUUCUACUGAAGGCGAACUAUUUAAGGUCAAUGGUGAGGACUUUUUUUUUUCUAUUUAAGAUGAAACCAAAACGAUGGCUUCCCCCUUCAGCCCGUCCAAAACAAGAAUGUAGGUGGAAAACAUAAUGACCUUUAACCACUGUUUUGGUGCUGGUUGUCACCUGACCAAUUUUUGGUUCACUUAUGAAGUUGCCUUUGGACAUUGUCACAAGCUGCCUCCCUCAGCAUUAAGUAUUACUUCUCUUCUCUGCUCAUAAGACUCUGAUUUCCAGAGAAAACUGAUUGUAUAAGCAAUGAUGGAAACCAAGGAACCAUUUCUUAAUUGGAUGGAAAAUUAGUUUUAAUUGAUUGUUGAGCUGAAAAUUGUUUCUUAAAGGAAAGUUAACUUAUUGAGCGUUUAGCACAUGUGUGCUUUUAUGUGGAAUAUAUAGGAAAAUAACAGGGAGGUUCUUCCUGUCACAUAGGCACAUUGAGGAUUACAUUAUGUGUACCCUAAAAUCUGACAGUCUAUGGAAGUGGUGAAUUCAAGUGUGACUAUAGCUAUCUAGCACACAAUUGCAAAAUGGUUUUCUACUAAAUGAUAAUGGAUUAAGGCUACAAUCUCAAAGGCUCAUAAGCAACAUCUCUACACAAUUACUGGUGCUUUUUUAAGGCAUAUACAGUUGGUGUUCCAUCAGAAAUAUCUUGUUAAAUGAAUGACAUGCCCAUAAGACUGGGACAUUGCAUUCUGUCUGUAUUUACAAGGUGACGCUUCUCUGAUGAUGAAGAAUCUCAUUUAUUGGUUGGGAAUGCAAAUAACCCGGGGAGGAUUUGGAGUAGAAUGCUCAGUAAAUACAUGUAAGCUGUAUAGCUACGAGACUGAAGGAGUUUGAAGAACCAGUAACCACAGCUUUGGGCAGCUGUAAGUGAGGUAAAGAUUUGGUUAGAGGACCAUGCAGUCAGUAUUUAAUACUAAAAAUAUAUUUUGUGUUAAGACUCCCAAAGAAUUGAGAUGAAUAUCCAAAGAUUUCUUACCAAAAAUUCAAGUGCCUUCUAAGUAUAUUGCAGCAGGUUCUCCAUAUACCUGACUGAGCACUGAUCCU
This is a messenger RNA of Bufo gargarizans (Asiatic toad), 2303 nucleotides long. Its product is annotated as integrin alpha-5-like. The annotation marks the transcript as partial. Lineage: Eukaryota; Metazoa; Chordata; Amphibia; Anura; Bufonidae. The record is from RefSeq and is a predicted model, not a curated record. Gene Ontology annotation, biological process: integrin-mediated signaling pathway; cell-matrix adhesion; cell adhesion mediated by integrin. The transcript has 10 exons. Gene Ontology annotation, molecular function: integrin binding. Gene Ontology annotation, cellular component: external side of plasma membrane; integrin complex.